AUGAGUGAGAAGCCCACAUCCAUUAAAUUAGUCGUCGUAGGCGAUGGAGCCGUCGGGAAGACGUGUCUUCUGAUAUCAUACUCGAUAAAAAAGUUUCCGGAGGAUUACAUCCCAACUGUCUUCGACAAUUAUGUUGUCACGUUAACCGCUGGGUCUCGACAAAUUCAACUUGCUUUAUGGGAUACAGCGGGCCAAGAGGAAUAUGAUCAAUUAAGACCACUGAGUUACUCAUCCGCAUCGAUUUUCUUAAUUUGUUUCUCCGUCACUUCGUCUGUCUCGUACGACAACGUGUUAACAAAAUGGCAUCCAGAAGUCGUCCACUUUGCUCCUAAAGUCCCUAUCAUUCUCGUCGGAACUAAAUUGGAUACUAGAAAUGAUCCAUCUAUCGUUCAAAGACUUGCUGAACAAGGAAUGACCGUCAUUAACACCGCAAAGGGCGAGGAACUCAAAACCAAAAUUAAGGCCGUCAAGUACUUGGAGUGCUCGGCUAAGACUGGAGAGAAUCUCAAAACCGUUUUCGAUGAGGCAGUCAAGACAGUCUUGAUGAAUAAGCCCGCCCAAAAAUCGAAAUGUGCGCUUUUAUAA
Entamoeba invadens IP1 is the source of this 585-nucleotide messenger RNA. Its product is annotated as Rho GTPase, putative. Gene Ontology annotation, cellular component: cytoplasmic vesicle; cell cortex; cytoskeleton. NCBI's taxonomy places the organism in Eukaryota, Evosea, Mastigamoebida, Endamoebidae. The record is from RefSeq and is a predicted model, not a curated record. The coding region runs from base 1 to 585 and encodes 194 amino acids. Gene Ontology annotation, molecular function: protein kinase binding; GTP binding; GTPase activity. The transcript has a single exon. Gene Ontology annotation, biological process: regulation of actin cytoskeleton organization; small GTPase-mediated signal transduction; establishment or maintenance of cell polarity.